This is a messenger RNA of Sinocyclocheilus anshuiensis, 2182 nucleotides long. RefSeq names its product cbp/p300-interacting transactivator 2-like. The coding region runs from base 195 to 869 and encodes 224 amino acids. Gene Ontology annotation, cellular component: nucleus. NCBI's taxonomy places the organism in Eukaryota, Metazoa, Chordata, Actinopteri, Cypriniformes, Cyprinidae. Gene Ontology annotation, biological process: regulation of DNA-templated transcription. Gene Ontology annotation, molecular function: transcription coactivator activity. The record is from RefSeq and is a predicted model, not a curated record. The transcript is spliced from 2 exons.
AUGCAGCAGUUUAUUUCGUAAUGUUUUUGAUGCGGAGGCUGGCGCUGAAUGCAGUCUGUAUUUGUAGAGCAUACGCUUUUUAUUGACUUGGAUUAGGAGGGAUUGUAAACUCGUUCAUCUCUGGGAUUGUCAGUUACUUUUUGCUGUUGCCGACUGCGGUGCGACGCACUCAGCAGAUUCAAGCAGAGAGUGGAAUGGUAGACCGCAUGAUGGCAAUGAACCAUGGACGUUUCCCAGAUGCUGUGAAUGGGCAUCAGCACUCCGCGCGCAGGAUGGUAAUGGGACAGUUUUCCAACGCGCUUCCCCAGCAGCAGCAGCAGCAUUAUAACGUUAUCAUGGGAGAUCACAUGCAUUACGCGGGAGGGAAUGUAAACGCAAACCACGGGAUCCGGCAUUCCAUGACCUCUGGAAAUAAUAUAAACGGAGGGAUUCCCAAUGGCAACUUGCCUGCCCGCUUUAACUCCCAGUUUGUCGGACAAGGGCAGCAGCUCGCUGCCAGCAUGCAGUUGCAGAAGCUCAACACGCCUUACUACGGUCACCUCACGCAUCCUUCUCAUCAUCACUAUUACAUGCACGAACUGCACCCCGCCAGCCCCCAGUUAAACGGGACAGGACAGCAGUUCCGAGACAGUAACGCUAAGCAGAACACGUCUGGGGUUCCUCUGUCUGGCCACCACAUGCCUGCAGCAAUGCUGCCCCCCAACGUUAUCGACACGGAUUUUAUUGACGAGGAGGUCUUGAUGUCACUGGUGAUAGAAAUGGGCUUGGACCGAAUAAAGGAGCUGCCAGAGCUCUGGCUGGGACAGAAUGAGUUUGAUUUCAUGACAGACUUCGUUUGUAAGCAACAGCCCAGCCGAGUGAGCUGUUAAUCUCACCUUUUCCGUUUUUGUUCCUUUUUUUUUUGGUUUUGUCCUUUUUUAUGAGACUGAUAUUACUGGUGUGUUUUCCUAGAUCCAUAAACCACAGGGUUCCCACAGUCCUGGAUACAUCAGGGAGUUUCAAAAGUGUGAUUUCCAGGCCUGAAAAAGUCAUGGGGAUUAAUUAAAUAUGUUAAAGUUCAUGGAAAUUUGUGUAGUCAAUAUCAAUUUUUUUUUAGAUUCCAUUGAUGUAAAAAAAUGAAUGCGAUCUCUAUAUUUUUAAAAAUCCUUCAGAUCACAGAUGACUGGAGAAGGGGGAAAUCAUUUAAAUUCAUUAGUUAGAAAGUGUGGGAACCCUGAAAUCUAAAUGAUGAACCCACAAAACAGCCAUGGAAGUACCGUUCAAGAGUAAACUAUCAUCAGCUGGUUAAUGCCAUUAUGUUACAGAAAUGGAUUUGUUUUGCAUGAGGAUGGUUUGGACACCUAAGACUCAUGCUAUGCAUCACAUACGCAGGGGCUGGAGAGAGAAAUGCAAAGAAAUCCCUGAAAACUCAAGAAUAUCUGUUCAGUAUUAAUGUAGCAGACAAAAUAGACAAAAAAAAAUCAUGUUUUGUUCCUUCAGACACUUUUAACAUGAGACCUCCAGUGAUAUCAGAUGUCAGUGAAUGCAUAUUCUAAAUAAUGUUGGUGGUUAUGUGACAUGAUUGUAAAUAAUAGUGUGUAAUUGUCUCAAUCAGCAAUGUACUAUAAACUUUAGUGGCCAUAUUUACCAGAUUCCUGUGCUGCUCAGAGAUUCACUGAACUGUGAGCAGAUGCUUGAAGUUGUUCUUCUCUCCACCCUUUCUACAUCUACUCAGGCUCAUGUUGCCUCCAUGAUGCUUGUAUGUAUAUCAGAGCCUAAAACAUAUACGGAAGUGAUAUGAAUGUGAGCGAGAGUGUGCAUUUGCCAGCUACUCUAUAUGCUUAAUUGAGUACAGUGUAUCAGAAAGUCCAGGAAAAGACAUUCCGAUCCUGAAUGUCAUAGUCUGGAAUGUUGUAAAGGAAGGGAAUGUGGAAAUAUCCCAACACAGAAGAGUUUCAUCUUCAUCGGUUUUGAAAAAUAGAUAGACCACUGUGCUUAUUAUAGUAUGCGGUACAUGGCAAUACUACUGUGUUGAGGCUUUCUAGGAAAGUUUUACAGUAUUUUUGUAUAUUUUUAGAAUAAAAUGUUAAUUUAUUAUAUUUUAAUUUGCAAACAUAAAUAAAGCAGCAGAGGCUCAUUACUGAAGUCAAUGCCCUGUUCUUUUGGGUGUCAGCAUCAUUUAUGAUUCCAAAUUUGAAUUAUG